AUGUGUAUUCCUGAUAUUUGUCCAUGUUCUGACUCAUUGGACAUAUGUCUAUGCUGUCUUCCACUUGAUUUACUCUGUUGCUGUUUACCUUGUUGUCGACCACGCGAACGAGUAGUUUAUGUACCUUCAGCUCAACCAAUGUAUGCACAACAACAGCCCAUGUAUGCACAACAACAACCUAUGUAUGCACCACAAGGAUACCCUUAUGUUGUAAGAGAACCGAUCCCACGUUAUUAA
Adineta steineri is the source of this 237-nucleotide messenger RNA. The record is from the annotation of a GenBank genome assembly. Lineage: Eukaryota; Metazoa; Rotifera; Eurotatoria; Adinetida; Adinetidae.